AAAAACGCAUUUAUAUUUAUAUAUCUAUACGUAGAGAUAAAAAACAACGAUGUUUUUGAUUUCAAUUUCAAUUUUAGGUCUGUCUCUCCGGGAUAAAACCGAUUUUGCCGCCGCAGACGUCGUGUUCCGACCUUGAUGGAGGACAGAUAAACAAGAUUACCACCUUUGAGGCUUACCCUUUCGCCACCGUUUUAAGAUUAAGGGUGUUACAGAUUGUUUGUGGAAUAACUUUUUUAAUAAUGGGCACCGUUGGAUUUAUUGAAGAAAGAGGAGAACUAAAUUUGGGAUUUGGAAUACCAGCGGGAUCGGCCAUAAUUUUAGCAGCAGCUGGAAGUUUGCACACAACCAAAGGUUUCGGAGGCUACAAAACAUCAACGUGUCCACCAAACUCUCCAUUACGCUUUUUGGGCCCAACACUUCAAAUCGCCGUUCCAUUAACAAUCAUUUGGGGGACAGCUUGUUCGUUUUUAGUCGCACUUUUCGUCAAAUCACUUAAAACGUUAACUAUUAAUCCGAUAAUGAAGCCUAACUACGACGACGAAGAUCCUAAUUAUUUAUGUCACAAACGCGAUUUGACGAUUUUAGCCUCGUUGAAAGCGUCCUUGUGUUUCGUUGUAAUCAUUUCCAUCAUUACCUUAUUAAGAAUCGAUUGCAAAUACGACCCAGAUUGAUCUGCGCUUACCAUCGACCAAAGCGGAACCCAUCAAAUCGGGGUUAGCGUGGUCGGUGGGGAAAAUAAUUGUUUAACACCCGCUAUGGUUACUUCUACAAGUAACGAAAGAGUUGGAAGAGUUGCUUGGGUUGUGUAACAAAUUUUAAGACACAAAUAGAUCCAUAAACAGCCCAAAAUUAAUGAAGAUAUCAACGUCAAUAUUACCAAAUAAAAUCGUUAUUAAUAAAAUAUUUAUGUAGAUAAAAGUAGGGUUCACUUGUAAUUAUGUAUUUAGAUUUUUAGAGGGACAAUAAACGUAAAAAAAUGAUGAA
Onthophagus taurus is the source of this 984-nucleotide messenger RNA. The record is from RefSeq and is a predicted model, not a curated record. NCBI's taxonomy places the organism in Eukaryota, Metazoa, Arthropoda, Insecta, Coleoptera, Scarabaeidae.